This is a messenger RNA of Epinephelus lanceolatus (giant grouper), 1618 nucleotides long. The record is from RefSeq and is a predicted model, not a curated record. Lineage: Eukaryota; Metazoa; Chordata; Actinopteri; Perciformes; Serranidae.
AUGCAACUCUCCCACAUAAGGUAUAGCUGUCCAGAGCUCUUCAGUAGCAACCAUCAAGUCAAGAGAGCCUUUAUAAGUGCGGAAAAAAAGAUGAUUGAUGACAUCAUGGGAACAUCCCAGCCUGAGCCUGGAGGCUUUGUUUACUGCAACCUGAAAGACUUUUCUAUGAAUGUGUACAACAUCAGUGAGGCUGACCUCAACUCCAUAAACUCCAGGAUCCAGCUAAAAGCCCCACAGCUGCUGCCUGAAAACAAGUCAUACAUCCCUGACGUUUGGCUGCCUGCGUAUGCCCUUCGCACUAUCCCAAAGGAGAAGAGGAUCAUUGAGUGGCUCUGGAAAACAGAUGGCUGUGAGACCAAUGGUAGCCAGACUGAGAUCAUUUGCAGCUGUGACCAUGCAACACCUUUUGCUGUCCUACUGAUCAGAGAGCCAAUUGCAGAAAUCCACUGGAAAAUCCUGUCAUACAUCAGUUACAUAGGCUGUGGCCUGUCUGCGUUCUUCACUGCUUUGUCCCUGGUGAUAUAUGUCUUCAGUCGAAAGCACAAACUGCAUUACUCCAUCUCUAUCCACGUUUCUCUGAGCGGGGCCUUGUUUCUGCUCAACUCAACCUUCCUGCUGACCGAAUGGGGGCCCAAAGUGAAGCCGGACUGGGUGUGCGUGUUUAUCGCCGCUUUCAUGCAUUAUGCUUUGCUCUGCUGUUUCACCUGGAUGGCCAUAGAGGCACUUCACCUCUAUCUACUGCUGAUAAAGGUGUUUAACACUUACUUCAAACACUACCUGGUCAAACUGUCUCUUGCUGGAUGGGGGAUCCCUGGUGUAAUCGUAGCAGUCUCUUUGGGAGUGAAGGACUUCAAACAGUUUUACGGAGUUACACAAAUGACCAUUGCUGAUACUAAUCAAACUAAUGCCUUCUGCUGGAUCACUGAUGACUCUUUCUUCUACUCCUUGAACCUGGUGUAUUUCACCCUUAUAUUCAUCUUCAACUCUGGCAUAUUGAUGGCAGUGGCCUCUAACAUCUGCAAGAUGAAACGAGUGUUCAGGAACAAGUCCAAGCUUGGAGUGCAGGCUGAUGGAGAAACAUGGAACGACUCGAGGUUCAGUGAGUCCUGCAGGAGUGGCCUCACUGUGAUGGGUCUUACCUGCCUGAUGGGGACCACCUGGGGCCUGGCCUUCCUGGGCUCAGGAUAUGUCAACUACCCCAUCCUCUACCUCUUCUGCAUCCUCAACUCCACACAAGGUUUCUUUAUUUUCCUGUGGAUCUGCCUGUCGGCCAAGAAGCAGAGGAAGAGAGACAUGGAGGACAAACUGUCCUCUACUCCUGUGAAGUCUUCAGGAGUCAAAUUUGAUUAGACUCCCUUUGCUGCCAUUAGUCCUGAUGAUAAAGGCCUGAUGUAAUCACUGAUAGCAUAGCUGUGCUGGUAAUCCCCAUGUAACCACAGAAACUCCCAUAUGUAACCCUGUUUGAAAUGUCCUUAAACUGUAAAACACUUUUAUCUGUAACUUUAUUAUUAUCCUCACGUAAAUGUACAUUUAUUUUUUAGGCUUAAGUGUCAUUUUAGUGAAGCUCUUUCCUUCACUAACCUACUAUAGAAUUUUGUACCUGUGUUUCUGAAUAAAG